Messenger RNA from Vicia villosa (hairy vetch), 4459 nucleotides. RefSeq lists its product as uncharacterized. The transcript is spliced from 3 exons. Bases 1799 to 3337 code for a protein of 512 amino acids. Lineage: Eukaryota; Viridiplantae; Streptophyta; Magnoliopsida; Fabales; Fabaceae. The record is from RefSeq and is a predicted model, not a curated record.
UUACCAUUUCAUACGCAUUUUCUUGUUCUUCUUCUCUGCAACUCUCCAAAAUCCCCCAUUUCCUACAAACCCAAAUUUUCUCCUCUCCCAAAAUCCCCAAACUUUCAAUCUCAUUCAAUUGCACUACAAGGAAGAAGAAGGUGAAGGAGGAGAAGAAGGUGAAGGAAGAAGAAGGAGGAGAAGAUUGAAGAAGAGUAUGGAAUAUUAUCGGUAUUAUCGUAGUUGGAUGUACGAUAGAAUAUUUUCAGGAAGAAUGAGACUUAAACUCAAUUUUAUAGUUGGAGUUGAAGGGUUUAUCAGUUGGGCGUUUGCUCAGGAAUUAUGUCGAAGCGAAGGAGGAGUUAGGUGUCCCUGUCUUAAAUGUGAAUGUAGAUCAAUAAUUAGUGACCCACAGGUAAUAACAUCUCAUUUGGAUAGAAGGGGUUUCAUUGCAAAUUAUUGGGUUUGGACGUUUAACGGUGAAGAACUGCCUAGUAACGUAUCGGAGACUAGCAACUCUCAUGCUUCAAGUAGUCGGUCGCCUAUGGAAUAUGAGGAAAACUUUAAUCUGAUUUGUGACAUGGUUGAGGAUGCUUUUGGUGUGAACGUGACUGAUCCGCUGUCGCGCGCGGGUCAAAAACGAGUUAACUGCAAAACUGUAGUACGACGGUAAGGUAACUCGAAUAUCGUCUCUCAAGGACUCUUAAUUAUUACUAACUGAAAUCGAAAUUGGGGGGGUUGGUUUGGUGGUCGAAUUACAGAAAAAGUGCUUAAAAUAAGUGAUUCUGAAAAUAAGCUGUUUUGAAAUAAGUGAUUACGGAAACAAGUCAAUCUACCGAUUCAGUUCCUACCAAUCAUCGAUUAUUAAAAUCUCACUAUCCUAAGCGGAUUCCUUUCCCGUUCGAUUACAAUAUAAUCAACAAGCGUAACAAUAUUAUACGAAUUAUGUUUUCCGUUUGCCGAAUUAAGCAUUCGGUUAAGCGAUAAGCGGGUUAACGAUUAAGCAUACGAUAAACACGCAGAUAAGUUGAAAAACAUAAUUCAAUCGAACCAAACAACAUAUAUUACGAAUAUCAAAUUAAGCAAAAGAUAAACAAAAUAUAUUAUUGAAGGAAAAGGAAUUUCAUUGCAAAACUUAUAAUAAUCUCAUAGUUUCGGAACCUGAAUUCGGUAGAUCAACCAAAAGUGAUUAGUUCGCCAUGGAUCAAUUUGUACAAGCUUCAAGAAUUUCGUGAAUAGUGACCGUAUGAACAGUAACUGCGGCUGCCUAACCUAAGUCAAAACCACAACCCGUUUUACAAUCCAACUGGGUCAAACAUACGACCCAGGCCCAAAACCAAUUGACCCGAAACUUAACUAAAACUAGUGCUGCAACUUCAACGAAUAUUCUGGCCCUUCUACAGUCCGAUUCUGACUUCGACUCCAACAUAAGAAUUGUAGCUCUUUCUCUUAGCUUUCCGGCGAUUAUUAGAACGCCUCAAUCGGACUCCUGGAACUCCAGAUAUGAUUGUUUCCGUGCAGACUGUUAAAGCUGAAAAUUAAAUACGAAAAUCAAAUAACAAUAAAAAUAAAAUAAAAUAUAAAAACAUAUUAAAAUAGAGAAAUAAACAAACCAAACCAUGGAGUUGAAUGAGGAGUUAGGUGUCCCUGUCUUAAAUGUGAAUGUAGAUCAAUAAUUAGUGACCCACAGGUAAUAACAUCUCAUUUGGAUAGAAGGGGUUUCAUUGCAAAUUAUUGGGUUUGGACGUUUAACGGUGAAGAACUGCCUAGUAACAUACCGGAGACUAGCAACUCUCAUGCUUCAAGUAGUCGGUCGCCUAUGGAAUAUGAGGAAAACUUUAAUCUGAUUUGUGACAUGGUUGAGGAUGCUUUUGGUGUGAACGUGACCUAUGAUGAACCUGAAGAUUUUGGUGGGGAAGAGUUGCCGAAUGAGGAAGCGCAGAAAUUUUAUCAGUUGUUGAAUGAGAUGAAUACGCCGUUGUUUGAUGGAUCGUCUGAAUCAAAGUUAUCAAUGUGUGUGAGAUUGUUGGCCGCCAAGUCAAAUUGGAAUGUUCCUGAUCAGUGUUUGGAAUUCUUCGUAAAAAUGAUGUUGGACUCAACUGCAAUGAAAGACAACUUGCCUACAACGUUUUAUGAAGCAAAGAAGUUGGUGUCGAAGUUGGGCUUAAGAGUAAGAAAGAUUGAUUGUUGCAUUAAUGGUUGUAUGUUGUUUUACGACAAUGAGUUUGGUACUCAAGAUGGGUUGUUGGAGGAAUGUAAGUUUUGUAUGAGUCCAAGAUAUAAAGUUCCCAGUAGAGCCGUUAACACUAAUCAAGACCGUGUAGCGGUAAAGUCCAUGUUUUAUCUUCCGAUAAUACCAAGGUUAAAAAGAAUGUUUGCUUCAAUGCACACUGCAAGUCAAAUGACAUGGCAUCACACAAAUAAAACAAGUUCAGGCACUAUGCGGCAUCCAUCUGAUGGCGAGGCAUGGAAGCAUUUUGAUCGAAUACAUCCUGAUUUUUCCGCAGAACCUAGAAAUGUUAGGCUUGGAUUAUGCUCAGAUGGUUUUACUCCUUAUGUUCAAGCGUCGGGAAGUAUGUAUUCUUGUUGGCCAGUUAUUGUAACCCCUUACAACCUCCCUCCUGAGAUGUGCAUGACAAAACCAUACAUGUUUUUGACGUGCGUCAUUCCAGGACCUUCGAGUCCAAAAGCAGGAAUUGAUGUGUAUUUACAACCUUUAAUUGAUGAUUUGAAGAGAUUGUGGAUUGGAGAAUGGACUUAUGAUGUAUCACGUAAAGAAAACUUUACAAUGCGAGCUUCCUUGAUGUGGACCAUCAAUGACUUUCCAGCAUAUGGCAUGUUGUCUGGUUGGGGUACGCAUGGCAAAAUAGGUUGUCCGCAUUGCAUGGGAAACAACAAAGGGUUCACGUUGGAUAAAGGUGGGAAAAGCUCGUGGUUUGACUGUCACCGCAGAUUCCUACCACGAAAUCACUCCUAUAGAAGAAACAUGACAAACUUUAAAAAAGAUGUACGAGUGAAAGAUUCGCCUCCGCCUCGAUUGCCACCAUGGGCUAUAUGGGAACAAGUUAGUGAGCUACCGAAAUUUACAGAUACUGGCAAAGCAUGCCGAAUUGAAGGAUACGGAGUCACGCACAAUUGGACAAAAAGAAGUAUAUUUUGGGACCUCCCGUAUUGGAAAGAUAACUUGUUGCACCAUAAUCUAGAUGUUAUGCAUAUUGAGAAGAAUUUUUUUGAUAAUGUAUUUAACACAGUGAUGGAUGUGAAAGGCAAAACAAAAGAUAAUGAGAAGGCCAGACAAGACAUGAAAAAAUGGUGUAAUAGAAGAGAGUUGGAGUUGAAGCCUCUACCGAAUGGAUAGUUAUUAAAACCCAAGGCUUGUUUCACUCUGACUUCCCAAGAAGCUAAAGCUGUUUGUCGAUGGCUAAAAGAUUUGAGAAUGCCUGAUGGGUAUUCAUCGAAUUUAUCAAGGUGUGCUGACCCUAACUAUGGGAAGUUGCAUGGAAUGAAAAGUCACGAUUGUCACAUUUUUAUGGAACAAUUGUUACCAAUUGCAUUUGGCUCGCUACCCAAACAUGUUCUUGAUCCACUAACUGAAAUUAGUCAGUUUUUUAGAGAUAUUUGUGCGUCAGCUUUAAAAAUGGAAGACAUCAUGAAGUUGGACCAAAACAUUGCAAUCAUUCUUUGUAAGUUGGAACAAGUAUUUCCGCCUGGUUUCUUUGACUCCAUGGAACAUUUACCUGUGCAUCUUGCAUAUGAAGCUUUUCUUGGUGGACCAGUUCAAUAUAGGUGGAUGUAUCCGUUUGAAAGGUUCAUGGGUGAUUCAAAGCGAUUAGUGAAGAAUAAAGCAAGAGUUGAAGGUUCUAUAUGUGCACAUUACCUGCAUCGAGAAACAUCACAUUUUUGCAAUCAUUAUUUCAAUCACUUGACGUUAACUCCUAGAACCAUACGGAAUCCGGAAAUAUAAAGAGUAUGACCCUUUCAUAAUGUCAAAUAUUGUUAGGCAAGUUUAUUAUGUACCUUAUCCUUCAUUUGUGACACGUAAAAGAGGAUGGUGUGUUGUAAUAAAAACAAAACCGCAAGGUCAUAUUGAAAAUGGCGAUCAAGUAGAAGAUGUUGCCUAUCAAGUUGAUGAUGUUGAUCAAAUUAAUGAAGUGGUUGCAGCUGAAGACAUUACAAGUUUGUCUGAUACAACUAUUGAGGGACAUCAAGUUGAUGCAUCUAUAUUGUUGGUUGAAAAUAAUGUGGAUGAAGAGAAUGAUGAAGAGUUUGAAUCCGAUGACAACAAUGAAGAGAAUGACGAAGAGAAUGAUGAAGAGUUUGCUUCCGAUGAUAAUAAUGAAGAGAAUGACGAAGAGAACGACGAAGAGAAUGAUGAAGAGAAUGACGUGGAUAGCGACGAUGAAGAAUAACUAAACAUUGAAUGUAAUAUCUAUUAAAUAUCUAUUUAUGUGUUAAUGAAUAUCUAUUUAUGUGUUAAUGA